UCGUAAUCGUAUUAUCCACUAAGGCACUAACGGUGGUCACUGCCCAGUGCCCACAACUGGUCAGUGGUCAGUGCCGGAUGCCGACUUUUAGAGUUUAAACUCGGUCGUCUUCUUUGAAAUUAGAUUAUUAAAAUACUAUAGUAAUAAAAUAAAAAAAGAUAUAGUAUUUAGAUUUUAGAAACUACCACUGACGUGUGAGUAGUUUUGUAAAAGUACACUUUCUUUAGGAUUAAGUAAAAAAACUAAUUAACUUAUAUAAUUUUUUUUAAAAACAGUUUAAUAGUUAUUAGUUGAGACUAGUUGAGUACUUAUCUGGGCCAUUGUGGUUGCUAGCGAUUUUCAGUAUGCUGAUGCUCAAGAAAUUUGUAAAAUGUCGACCAAUAAGCCGUUUUGGUCUUAUCAACCAACGAGACCUAAAUGUUGCCAUAAUUGGUCAGAGUACUUUUGCAGCUGAAGUGUAUAAAUUGUUAUUGAAAAACGGUCACCGCGUAGUUGGUGUAUUUACCAUAUUAGACAAAGGCAAUCGGCAAGAUCCAUUGGCGGCUAUUGCUUCUGAAAACAAUACUCCAGUAUUUAAAAUUAAAUCAUGGCGUAAAGGUGAAAAUGCAUUACCUGAAAUUGUUGCACAGUACAAACAAGUUGACGCUGAACUGAAUGUGCUACCGUUUUGUUCACAGUUUAUUCCUAUGGAGGUCAUUGAACAUCCAAAACAUAAAAGCAUAUGUUAUCACCCUUCAAUUUUACCUAAACACAGAGGAGUUAGCGCUAUAAAUUGGACAUUGAUAAAUGGAGACAAAGAAGCCGGGUUUUCUAUAUUUUGGGCUGAUGAUGGACUUGACACUGGUCCAAUAUUGUCUCAAAAAUCAUGCCCAGUUUUACCAGACGACACUGUUGAUUCUUUGUAUAAUCGAUUUCUAUAUCCUGAAGGCAUCAAAAGUAUGGCUGAAGCUGUUGAUAUGGUGGCUAAUGGUACAGCUCCAGUUAUACCCCAAUCUACAGAAGGGUCUUCUUUUGAACCAUCUGUUAGAAAAAAGGCUUUACAGAAAGUAGAUUGGUCCAAAAGUGGAGUAGAUAUUCAGAACUUUAUUAGAGGGUUAGAUAGUUCUCCAGGUGCUUGGACUAUCAUAGAUGAAACAGAAGUAAAAUUAUUCAAAUCAUCUAUUUGGAAAAAUGAAUCACCUACUGGUAAACAAGUAACUGUUGAUACACUUCAAAUUCCAGCUAUUGUUCAUGAAGGUUUAUUGAUUACUUGCAAUGAUGGUCUAAAAAUAAACAUUGAGAGGUUGUCUGUGGAUGGCAAAAUGAUAGCCGCAUCAAAUUACGGUAAUGCAGAUACAGCCCAAGAAACUAUUGAUUAUACAGAUCAAGAGAAAGCAUACAUCCCUGUAGUGGAAACCAUUUGGAAAAAUAUCCUUAACAUGGACAUUGCAAAGGAUACUCAUUUCUUUCAAUCUGGAGCAGGUUCUAUGGACGUUGUGAGGUUAAUUGAAGAGAUCAAAGAUAAAUUGAAAUUAACACUCAAGAAUGAUGAUGUAUACAUGUCUCCUGUUUUCUCUGAUUUCUGUAAUACUUUGGUAAAGAGGUCUAGAGGUUCAACCGAUGACAAUAUUCGUGUAGAAUAUGAUCCAGUAGUGGUUGAAGUCAACAAUAUGAAAUUACAGUUUGCAAAACAGUUAUUCAUUAAUGGACAGUUUGUAGACUCAGAGUCUGGAAAGACCUUGGAAUGCAUCAAUCCUGCUGAUGAAUCUGUUAUUUGUUCAAUUCAAUGUGCAUCUGAAGCUGAUGUGGAUCAAGCAGUUAUUGCAGCUAGUAAGGCAUUUGAAGGAGAAUGGUCUGAAAUGAGUCCCCGAGAUCGCGGAGCUGUCAUGUAUAAAAUAGCAGAUUUAUUAGAUAAAAACAGAGAAGAAUUAGCAACAAUAGAGUCCAUUGAUUCUGGUGCAGUGUACACAUUAGCUUUAAAAACUCAUAUUGGCAUGUCUAUUGAUGUUUGGAAAUACUUUGCCGGUUGGGCAGAUAAGAUACAUGGGCAAACAAUACCAAUAUCACAUGCUAGACCCAAUAGAAAUUUGACAUUUACAAAAAAAGAGCCAUUUGGUGUUUGUGGAAUAAUUACCCCGUGGAAUUAUCCUUUAAUGAUGUUGUCCUGGAAGAUGGCAGCCUGUUUAGCGGCGGGUAAUACAGUGGUAAUGAAACCAACAGAAGUGUCACCCCUCACCGCUUUAAAGUUUGCCGAAUUGUCUGUUGAAGCAGGUUUUCCAGCUGGGGUUAUUAAUAUACUUCCUGGACUUGGUAUUGAGGCUGGUAGAGCAAUAGCUGAACAUCCAGACAUCAGAAAAGUGGGAUUCACUGGCAGCACGGCAACCGGCCAUGCGAUCAUGAAAGCAUCAGCAGAAUCAAAUCUCAAAAAAGUAUCUUUAGAACUUGGUGGAAAAUCCCCUCUGAUUAUACUCGACGACUGUGACUUGGACAAAUCUGUUAGAAUGAGCAUGGGAGGAGUGUUCUUCAAUAAAGGAGAAAAUUGUAUAGCGGCAGGUAGAGUUUUUGUUGACUCAAGUAUACAUGACAAAUUUGUCGAAAAAGUUAUUGAAGAAGUAAAAAAAAUUAAAAUUGGAAACCCGUUAGAACGUGACACUCAUCAUGGACCUCAAAAUCAUAAGGCCCAUUUGGAAAAAUUAAUUAACUAUUGUAAUAAAGCAAAGAAUGAAGGAGCUGAACUGAAAAUUGGAGGAAAACGUCUAGAUCGACCAGGAUACUAUUUUGAGCCGACUGUGUUCACAGGAGUUGAAGAUCAUAUGUUUAUUGCUCAAGAAGAAUCAUUUGGACCCAUUAUGGCUAUAACUAAAUUUAGUAGCAGUGAUCUUGAUGCAGUUAUCAAGCGAGCAAACUCAACUGAUUAUGGUCUGUCUUCCGGCAUAUUUACAAAAGACAUAAGCAAAGCAUUACGAUUUGCUGAAAAAAUUGAUGCUGGCACUGUAUUUAUAAACACUUAUAAUAAAACUGAUGUUGCCGCACCUUUUGGUGGUUUCAAAAAGUCUGGAUUUGGUAAAGAUUUAGGUGAAGAAGCUUUGAAUGAAUAUUUAAAAACUAAAUGCAUAACAGUGGAAUAUUAAAUGACAGUCAUUGUCAAUGUUUAAAAUAUAAGUAUACAAUUCGAUUGAUGUUGCCAAUGCAAGUCCAGUGUUCAGAACUCUUUCCAGUCACAGCCAAUUUGGAAUGGUCCACAGUCAAAUUGAAUCAUGCGUUUUUCAACCCUUUUAUGUCCUUUAUAGUCAACAGUUUAAUAUUCAUAACCCUCAAAACAUUAUUAUUUAAUAAAACAAUAUGCUCAAUAUAUUUCUACCUCAAAUUACUUGUACUGACUGAAACAUGAUGAAUUGAACUGAGCUCUAGUAUUUAACUAAGUCCACACGGACUGUGUCACAUAUAUUAUUAAAUCUGUACAAAUGUAUAACUUUGUAUAUUAUAUACAUUAAAACUGUUGUGUGAUGUAAUCAACAGAUUAAAAUAAGAAAAAAUUAAAUACAUCAUCAUAUAAAUAGUCAUUCACUUAUAUUUGUUACCUGGGCAUUCCUAUAAUUUUUCAUUCAUAACAUUGAUUUGGUCAUACUUGGAUUCAGUUCAACUCAUUUUAUAAGUACAUAUUAUUGAAUAAAAUUUUUGUUAAGUGUUUUAUUUUUAUAUAAUUUUUUUUUUAUUAUUAUUGUUUUUGUUUGUAUCUUCAUUCCAUUUAUUAAUAAAGUUAAAACACUAUAAAUACAUAA
Molecule: messenger RNA, 3761 nt
Organism: Aphis gossypii (cotton aphid)
Lineage: Eukaryota; Metazoa; Arthropoda; Insecta; Hemiptera; Aphididae
Product: cytosolic 10-formyltetrahydrofolate dehydrogenase
Biological process (GO): 10-formyltetrahydrofolate catabolic process; one-carbon metabolic process; biosynthetic process
Cellular component (GO): cytoplasm
Molecular function (GO): formyltetrahydrofolate dehydrogenase activity; aldehyde dehydrogenase (NAD+) activity
Source: RefSeq, a predicted model, not a curated record